This is a messenger RNA of Ilyonectria robusta, 1698 nucleotides long. RefSeq names its product Cupredoxin. The record is from RefSeq and is a predicted model, not a curated record. The transcript has 4 exons. Gene Ontology annotation, molecular function: copper ion binding; oxidoreductase activity. Bases 1 to 1698 code for a protein of 565 amino acids. NCBI's taxonomy places the organism in Eukaryota, Fungi, Ascomycota, Sordariomycetes, Hypocreales, Nectriaceae.
AUGUCGGUAGAGUCCCGAUCGGGUAGUGGAUUGAGUGGAUUGAGUGAGAUGGACACCAUAAUGAGAGCGGCCACAAGAGCUGUCUCGUCGUGCAGCGGGAACACGGCAACCACCCGGUCCGAAUGGUGUGACUACUCCAUCGACACAGACUACUCGACCGAGUAUGUCGAUACCGGAGUUACACGCGAGUAUUGGUUCGAGUUGACCGAUGUAACCGUCGCCCCGGAUGGAGUUUCGCGGUCAGCCAUGGCUGUAAAUGGCUCCAUCCCCGGCCCUACCAUCUUUGCCGACUGGGGCGACACUGUUACUGUCCAUGUCACCAAUUCUCUUUCCACCUCUCUCAACGGUACCAGCAUCCAUUGGCACGGUAUCCGCCAAAACUUCACCAACCAGAACGACGGAGUUGUUUCAAUUACCCAGUGUCCCCUUGCAGUCAGCGAGUCAACUACAUAUACGUGGAAGGCCACGCAAUACGGCUCGUCUUGGUACCACUCCCACUUUGGCCUGCAAGCUUGGCAGGGAAUCUUUGGCGGUAUUAUUAUCAAUGGCCCAGCUACUGCAAACUACGACGAAGAUCUUGGCAUGGUCUUCCUCAACGAUUGGGAUCAUCAGACCGUCGAUGAGCUAUACUCGUCUGCUGAGACAAGCGGCCCGCCCACCCUUGAUAACGGUCUCAUCAAUGGCACAAACGUGUAUGGCGACGAUGAUGACUCCUCCCAGACAGGAACGCGCUUCAACGUUUCAUUCACGAGCGGCACCUCUUAUCGCAUGCGGCUAGUGAAUGCUGCCGUCGACACUCAUUGGAAAUUUUCGAUUGAUAACCAUACCAUGAUGGUGAUUGCUUCCGAUCUCGUUCCCAUUGAGCCUUACAACACAACAGUGUUGGAUAUAAGCAUGGGACAACGAUACGACAUCAUCGUUACUGCAGACCAAGCUGAUGUUGCCGACAACUUUUGGAUGCGCGCGAUCCCUCAAGCUGCUUGUUCCGACAACGACAGCACCGACAACAUCAAAGGAAUCGUUUACUACGGCGACAGCCCCAGCACUCCUUCUACGACCGCGUACUCGUACACCGAUAGCUGCGAAGAUGAGACAAGCCUCGUUCCCUAUAUUUCCAAAACGGUAUCCUCAGCAGAUUGGAGCGCACUGGACGCUGCUACAGUGUCUAAGAACACGGCCGGUCUUUUCAAGUGGUACCUCAACAGCACCACCAUGCUGGUUGACUGGGAAAACCCAACUCUGCAAUCGGUAGCCAAUGGCACGACUGAUUUCGAGACUCAAGAUGCUGUCAUUCAGCUUGAAGACGCGAACGAGUGGGUCUACUUCGUCGUGGAGACCACAAUGGCAGUUCCUCACCCGAUCCAUCUCCACGGCCACGACUUCUUCAUCCUCGCGCAGGGCACUGGCACAUACUCGUCAUCCGUGACCCUCAACACGAGCAACCCGCCCAGGCGCGACACUGCCAUGCUCCCUGCCUCUGGGUACCUGGUGAUGGCCUGGGAGACGGACAACCCCGGUGUGUGGCUGAUGCAUUGCCACAUUGGCUGGCAUACGUCGGAGGGCUUUGCCGUUCAAUUCAUUGAGCGCCAGAGUGAAAUCCCGUCAAUGGUCAACAACACGACAAUGUCGGACAUCUGCGACGCUUGGGAGACUUUCCAGGCCGAGAACGAGGUUGAGCAAGAGGACUCCGGCGUGUAA